Messenger RNA from Entrophospora sp. SA101, 603 nucleotides. The record is from the annotation of a GenBank genome assembly. Lineage: Eukaryota; Fungi; Glomeromycota; Glomeromycetes; Entrophosporales; Entrophosporaceae.
AUGACAAGGAUGGGUCAAAAAAUUAGUAAUCGGAUGAAAGAUUUAAACCAUAAACUUUCAAGGAAAAUAGUAAAUAAAUUUGAUUUGAUUGCUUUUGAGAAGUUAAAUCCUAGCGAAAUGGUUAAAAAAGUAGAUAAAAAAGAAUUUGUUAAUCCUCAUAAUACUAGCAAAAGAUGUUUUGAUUGUGGCAAGGUUAAUAAAAAGUUAAAAGAUGAGGAAGUAUUUGUCUGCCUUAAUUGCGAUAAUGUUGAUGACCGAGAUGUUAAUGCCGCUAAGAAUAUUUUUUCUGACUACGGAUUUGCCGUCAAAUUAAGGAACAGGAAAGUGAGCAAGUUUUCAUCAGUCUUCGCUUUAAUUUCUGAACUUGGUUGGGGCGACCGCAGGCCACGCAGUAAGGAUAUUUUCGCGGUGGUCGGUGGUUUUGCUGAUAGGUUUGAAAAUAGUUUUUAUACUUAUACUCAUGAUUACACUUAUUCUAGUCUCAGUGAUUUAAUUAGAAAAAGUUUAACUGCUCAUCGGGAAGGAAAGUUAAGUUUAACCAAGCCACGACCAAAUGACAGCCCUAAAAAAACUAUUGGUCUAGUUUUACCAAUUGAUUUAUGA